Messenger RNA from Glossina fuscipes, 3790 nucleotides. RefSeq names its product dyslexia-associated protein KIAA0319-like protein. The record is from RefSeq and is a predicted model, not a curated record. NCBI's taxonomy places the organism in Eukaryota, Metazoa, Arthropoda, Insecta, Diptera, Glossinidae. Gene Ontology annotation, cellular component: plasma membrane; cytoplasmic vesicle.
AAAAAACAACUCGUACCGUCUGUUGUUUUGUAAAAAUAACAAAAGAAAAAAUCCAAUAAUGUGUGGUAAAAAAGUAUUGUUGCAAAAGUAUUUUGGUUUGUUUGCGGUUGUAAUGCUUUGUGUCCUCUUGUCCGUCAAAGCUGAUAUUACAACUGAGACCCCAUCUUCUGGGAUUCUUGUUCGUAAUGUUAAUUCUGUUAAAAUGGAUUCGCUAAGCAUUUGUCCAGAUAUGUUGCAUUAUGUGUUUGAAGAUUCCAUGCCUCAAGAAGAAUUAAAAGCAGGUACUUUCGAGAAGUACCCUUCAACAGAUGAUGAAAAUAUACCAGAAGAGCUGGAUCUUAGAUCAUGCGUUGAGGCUUGUUGUGAAAAGAAUAAAAACAAUACAUGUAAUGUAGUAGUCUUCGGGUCCAAACAGAAGUGUUAUCAUGUGCGUUGCGUCACCAAUGAAGCCUGUUUGCCGAAAGAACGCAAUACCAAUGAACGUACAAUUCCCAAUGAGCGCUUGCAAAUGGUUUUGGUAAAUCCAGUGAAACGGUCUGAUGUUGAUUCUGAGAGAAUGACGUGGCUAGACACACUAAAGGCUUCGAAAGCCCUUAAUGAACUAAUACCGCUGGAGGACUUGGCUGAGCAUGAGAAUAUGAAUGCUUUGAAUUUUUGGAAACGACCGCGCAAAUAUCAGUAUUUAGCUCGGAACUCAGCAGAAGCUGCUCCAAGUUACGACGAUGAUGAACUCGCUUUGUCCACUGAAAAGAGAAUGAAACAGUUCAUGAUGUCUGGUUUAGAUGGUAACGGUGGAAUUUUGGGGAAUGGUUUAACCUAUUUUAGGGGCAACACGCCACCGGAACCGCAAGGAUCACAGUACAUAACUUGUAAUUCGGACAUAUCAGGAGAAAACAAAUGUCCAUUAAAUGAAGAAUGUGUUUCAGUACACAUUGAGAGAAGUAUGGGUAUUUGUAAAUGUAUACAUGGUUUUCGGCGUAACCAUUUGCGUGCUUGUGUUCCCGAUAAUUUGGAUUACCCUUUGGAUGAAUCGGGCGUUGCCCAUAAUAUAAUGCUGACGUCAGCGUCUACAUAUGAAAACGACCCUUUAAAAAAGUUUAGUUCCAAGACGACGGCGGAAAGUGAGGGUACUAAGAAACUUAUGGUUUCGGUUGUAUCAAAAGAGGUACGUUUACCGGAGAAAGAAGUAACCUUGGCGGCGUUUACAGUACCUGAUGAACAAUCGAGUAAUACAAAAUACAAAUACCUAUGGUCACUAAUAAAUCAACCAAAAAGUCCAAUGAAUGGCACCAUUUCGGAUCAGAGUCAGUCAAAAGUGAAGUUAUCAAAUCUUUCUGAAGGUUUAUACACGUUUAAAGUUACUGUAAACGGAACGAAUGGCACUUACGGUGAAGCCAUGGCCAAUGUUACUGUAUUGCCAGAAAAACGUAUUAAUCGUGUACCUCAGGUUGUAAUAACCCCUCGAGAACAAACUAUAAGACAACCAACGACAAACGCUGUAUUGGAUGGCAGCACUAGCACCGAUGAUGACAAAAUUGUAUCUUGGCAUUGGGAAGUGGUUUCCGGACCAAUUGGAUAUCAACCAAAAUUACCAGACGUUAAUACGUUGCAAUUAACUGAUCUCACUUCUCCUGGAAAUUAUACAUUUAAACUCACUGUAACGGAUACGGAUAAUGUAACCAAUUCGACAACCGCUACAGUUACUGUGUUAAAAGGAACGGAUUAUCCACCAGUUGCAAAUGCUGGAGAUGCUGUCAUUCUCUAUUUACCUAAUAACAAUGUUACCCUUAACGGCACGGCUAGUUCAGACGAUCACGAAAUUGUGGCCUGGGAAUGGACUAAAGACGCUGGUGAUGAAUCUAAAGCAGUGGAUAUGCAAAAUACUAGGACGCCAUAUGUACAGCUUUCGAAUUUGGAAGAAGGAAUGUACACUUUCGUUUUAAAAGUCACCGACGGUAGUGGACAAUCAAGCACAGCAAAAGUUCAUGUGUUUGUAAAACCGCCUACCAACUCACCUCCCACAGCAAUUGCAGGAACUAAUAUGACUAUAAAUCUGCCAAUUAAUUGGGUCGUUCUAAACGGCUCAUCUUCAGCCGAUGAUAUCGGUCUUAAAUCCUAUGAAUGGAAAGAAGUUCAAGGACCUAAUGCUGCGGUUAUAUUGAAGUCUAACGAAACGGUCGCCAAUGCUACAGGUUUAACUUUAGGCUUGUAUGAAUUUGCGCUUACUGUAGCUGAUACCAGUAACAAUACCGCCUCCGAUCGCUUAUGGGUUAAAGUGGUUCAAGAAAAAAAUUCGCCACCUGUGGCAAAUGCCGGCGGUGAUCAAAGCGUCACUUUACCAUUAUCAGCAAUAUACCUGAACGGUUCCAGUUCUUAUGAUGAUUUAAGUGUGGCAAAGUAUCAAUGGACCCGUGAAGACUCCAGUUUAGCAGCCGGGCAAAUUGUGGGUAAUAGCAACAAGGAGUCCAUUAUGAUUCUAACAAAUCUAGUUUCUGGUCGUUAUGUCUUCAAACUGACAGUUAGUGACGAACAAGGCUUAACAAGCACGGAUACGGUUAGCGUUUUUGUGCAUCCCGAUCCAAUGUUAUUGAAUUUGGUACAACUACAACUGCCCAUGAAUAUAUCUAUGUUAACUUAUUCCGCUUUGAAUAUAAUCGCGCAAAAAAUUGGUUUACUAAUGGGCGAUAUGAAAGUUGUGGUACGCGAAUUGCAAUGUGAUUCUCGAACGGAGGCAGCCAUCUUGGUCUUCUUUGUUCAGAGUGAGAAAGACGGUAAAAUUAUACCGAUGCCAGGCUUAAUAAUAGAGCGCUUAUUAAAGGAGAAAUUGCAGCGCGAUGCCUCCAUUUUGGGCACUGUCUUCGCAGACGUACGGACUGUAAUCUGUCAGAAUAAGUGCUCUGACCACGGCGUAUGUAAUGCUGACACACGGGCUUGUAUAUGUGAAGCUUUUUGGAUGCCUUCCUUCGGUUUUUUUUGGGGCCUGGAAGAAGCUAAUUGCGAUUGGUCGGUCUUGUAUGUGUUUGUAGCAGCAUUUGUCGCCUUAUUGCUGUUAUCUACCUUGUUUUGGGGCAUAGCUGUGGCUUGCAGGCAAACAAAAAAACCGCGCUCUAGACCAAAACUCCAAAAAUAUUCGCUAAUUGGAACACAAGACACGGAAGCGCCUAAUUUUUGCCGUACAAACUCUUUAAGUGAUUCUGAUACUGAUUCUGAUGUUCUGUUCGAGUCGCGUUCAAAGUCAAAUGGCAUUCUUCGUAUAAAUGGCAGUUUAAAAAGUAAUAAAGCCAAUGGGCUUGACCGUUCGAAAAAUUCGAGUAGACACGCACGUAAGGUAAAAACGUAAAUUUCUUAAACGGAAUACUUCAAGAUGUCUUUGUGAUACGUGCGUACGAUAUGUGUAAAGUUCUCUUACGUAUCUAAUCGUUUAUUUAGGUGUUCGAAAUAAGUUCCUGCGCAUAUGUGCAUAAUCUUGUAUCUUUUAUGUGUAAUUUAUGGAUGUUCAAUGUAAAGUGCACAAAUAGGUUUAUUUAGUUAAAUUCGCGUUUAAUAUUUUUUUAAUUUUUUUUUUUGCUUUUACUUUCGGUUAACACGUUUUACAAAAUAUUCAUUUAUUUAUCUAUUUUGUUAAAAUCUCAUUUUAUUUGCAUUCUUAAAUGAGUAUGAUUUCUUUCACUUAACUCCUUCAAGUAUCAUUAUUUGUAUGUGCUUGUAAGACGAAAUUGUUUAUACGCUAAUUUAUCGUACUUAUGCUUACAUUUAAGAAUAUAUGAAUAUAAAACCAAAGCUCUUAAAA